Messenger RNA from Athene cunicularia (burrowing owl), 1801 nucleotides. It is a transcript of the gene SLC27A1, whose product is annotated as solute carrier family 27 member 1. The transcript has 11 exons. Lineage: Eukaryota; Metazoa; Chordata; Aves; Strigiformes; Strigidae. The record is from RefSeq and is a predicted model, not a curated record. Gene Ontology annotation, molecular function: long-chain fatty acid-CoA ligase activity; long-chain fatty acid transmembrane transporter activity; fatty acid transmembrane transporter activity. Gene Ontology annotation, biological process: phosphatidylethanolamine biosynthetic process; negative regulation of phospholipid biosynthetic process; phosphatidylcholine biosynthetic process. Gene Ontology annotation, cellular component: mitochondrial inner membrane; plasma membrane. Bases 74 to 1774 code for a protein of 566 amino acids.
UGGCCUCUCGGUGCUGUUACGAGUCAAGUACAAGCUGCGAAGUCACCAAAAAGCCAAAAGCACCAUCCCCAAGAUGUUCCAGGCUGUGGUCCGCAGGCACCCUGACAAAGUGGCCCUGAUUUACGAAGCCACCGGCGAGCAGUGGACCUUCAGGCAGCUGGACGAGUACUCCAACGCCGUGGCCAACUACUUCUACCAGCAAGGCUUCCGGCUGGGGGACGUCAUUGCCAUCUUCAUGGAGAGCCGCCCCGAAUUUGUUGGCCUCUGGUUAGGGAUGGCAAAAAUCGGUAUUGAGGCGGCUCUGAUCAACUUCAAUUUGCGUUCGGAUUCUCUGGUUUACUGCGUGACGACGUCGGGUGCGAAAGCCGUGAUCUUCGGGGGGGAGCUGGCUUCAGCAAUAUCUGAGGUGAAUGGGAUGUUGGGGAAGAACAUGGCAAAAUUCUGCUCUGGUGACUAUAACCCGGGGGUUGUUCCUGCGGAGACCAGACACCUCGAUCCUCUGCUGAGUACCACGUCGAAGCUGCCCCCGACUCAGGUUCCAGUCAAAGGCUUGGAUGAUCGGCUCUUCUACAUCUACACUUCGGGAACGACGGGAAUGCCCAAGGCUGCCAUCGUGGUGCACAGCAGGUAUUACCGCAUCGCCGCCUUCGGUUACUACGCCUACAGAAUGCGCCCGGAGGACGUCCUCUACAACUGCCUCCCCCUCUAUCACUCCGCAGGGAACAUCAUGGGCGUGGGGCAGUGUCUGAUCCACGGCCUCACCGUGGUGAUCCGGAAGAAGUUCUCAGCCAGUCGCUUCUGGGAUGACUGCGUGAAGUACAGAUGCACGAUUAUUCAGUAUAUCGGGGAAAUCUGCAGGUAUCUUCUGAAUCAGCCGGUCCGAGAGUCAGAAACCCAACACUGCGUGCGGCUGGCAGUGGGCAAUGGUUUGAGACCCACCAUCUGGGAGGAGUUCACCAAACGUUUCCGAAUUAAGCAGAUCGGAGAGUUCUACGGCGCCACGGAGUGCAACUGCAGCAUUGCCAACUUGGAUGGGAAGGUGGGUGCCUGCGGUUUCAACAGCCGGAUUUUGCCCAACGUGUAUCCCAUUCGCUUGGUGAAGGUAAACGAGGACACGAUGGAGCUGAUCCGGGAUUCCGGGGGGCUCUGUAUCCCCUGUCGCCCAGGAGAGCCGGGGUUGCUCGUCGGGCAGAUAAACCAGCAGGACCCCCUGCGCCGCUUCGACGGCUACGUCAGCCAGAGUGCCACCACCAAGAAGAUCGCCUGCAACGUGCUGCAGAAGGGGGACCAGGCCUACCUCUCAGGAGACGUGUUGGUGAUGGAUGAACUGGGCUACAUGUACUUCAGAGAUCGGAGCGGGGACACCUUCCGAUGGCGGGGGGAGAACGUCUCCACCACGGAGGUGGAAGGAACCUUGAGUCACAUCCUCAACCAGACGGAUGUUGCCGUGUACGGAGUGGAAGUCCCAGGGGUGGAGGGCAAAGCGGGGAUGGCAGCCAUCGCCGAUCCCAAGGCCAAAGUCAACCCCAACGUCCUGUACCAGGAGCUGCAGAAGGUUUUGCCUCCCUACGCCCGGCCCAUCUUCCUCCGGCUCCUGCCCCAGGUUGACACCACAGGUACAUUUAAGAUUCAGAAAACCCGCUUACAGAGGGAAGGAUUCGACCCCCACCAAACCUCGGAUCGGUUGUAUUUUUUGGAUCUGAAGUUGGGAAAAUACGUUCCUCUGGAUGAAUGCCUUUAUGAAAGGAUUUGUUCUGGAAAAGCUGCUUUAUGAUCUAGUUGGAUUCAGCCGUUUUGAGGA